This is a messenger RNA of Gambusia affinis (western mosquitofish), 1033 nucleotides long. Its product is annotated as Fc receptor-like protein 5. NCBI's taxonomy places the organism in Eukaryota, Metazoa, Chordata, Actinopteri, Cyprinodontiformes, Poeciliidae. Gene Ontology annotation, biological process: cell surface receptor signaling pathway. The coding region runs from base 143 to 1033 and encodes 296 amino acids. The transcript has 5 exons. Gene Ontology annotation, molecular function: transmembrane signaling receptor activity. The record is from RefSeq and is a predicted model, not a curated record.
GUUGUCCCGUCAUUGUCAGAUAAAACGUCGAUCGUGUUUCAGACGGCUCCAUUUCUCUGGAGACGCUGCAGAGGCAGCUUGUUAUGAAAGGAAGAUUAUUGGACCAACGCAGAGCAACACAUGGUUCCAGGUUGAGGUCAGGAUGGGGAACAUCUCACCCAGGGUUCUGGUCUCACUCUUGCUGAACACACUGAUCUGCUGUAGAAAAACUCAAGAUCCUGUGCUGAUUAUUGAUCCCAACUGGUCGACUUUUUAUCCUGGAGAGAGCGUGACGUUCAUUUGUCACAUGAGUGAAAGAGAAGAGACCGACUGGCAAUAUGAGCUUAGAAGAAAUGGAGAACAAGUUCUUCAAUUCAACCCGCACAAAAGCUACACAUUACAAUGUAUCCAAAUCGAUCAGAGUGGUGAAUACCAGUGCUGUGGACUCAGGAAGAGCUCUGGUGAUACCGACUGCAGUGAUACUGUCUCUUUAACUGUUACUGCUCAACCCAAAGCCAAACUGACUGCAGGUCCCACAACCAUACCAGUAGGGGGCAGUGUGUCACUGAGAUGCUCAGUGGAGCCCUCUACUGGAUGGAAAUACAUAUGGGUCACAAAAACCCAAAACACACCUGAAGUUGAAGUCAUUCAAGAAGGAAACAGAGAAAUUAAAGUAACAAAAGGAGGAAUAUACCGAUGUAUUGGAAAGAGAGGAAAUGGAGACUAUUGCAGUGUUGUAAGUAACGAAGUGAGCUUCAAUAUAACCUUUUCCAACAAGGUUUUUGUGACUCGACGACCAAACCGGCCUCAGAUCUUCAGUGGUGAGUCGAUCACUCUGACAUGUGAGGUCCAGGGAGGAGAAACCACUGAGUGGACGUGUGACUGGAAGAAAUCUGACAAACCUGUAAAAGUGGGAAAUGAUAAACACCUGACUGUCAGUGUUAAUGAGUCCAGCAGUGGAAACUACAUGUGUCAGUGUAGACGCAGAGACGACUGGUAUUCUGUGACAAAGUGGAGUGAAAAGAUCCCAGUGUCUGUGUCAGGUGAGUCAUGA